Messenger RNA from Pseudo-nitzschia multistriata, 1515 nucleotides. Lineage: Eukaryota; Bacillariophyta; Bacillariophyceae; Bacillariales; Bacillariaceae. The record is from the annotation of a GenBank genome assembly.
UACCUGUUUUUCCUUAUGUCGUUAGCUAGUUGUCUAUGGUGGUAGUGGUUACAUCGAUGGCGUCCUCAUCGUCGCUCUUGUCAAGAAUCGACGCAGUAACGCCUCCUCCAAGCAUGGUUACCACGACACCAAGAGAGAGUUCCGUAGAUAUGUGCACGCCAAAGUAUUCCGCAAUGAGCUUGCCACCGAUAAAUCCCAGUACGACGGCUACGGCUUUGUCGAGGUACUUCAACUCGGACGCCGCCUUCGACAAAAUCACGUACAGGCUUCGCAGCCCCAUUAUAGCAAACAUGUUCGACGAAAAUACCACCAGCGGAUCCUGYACCGAGUGACAAAUCAAAUUCAGAGGCGAAGGAAAACAAACGAAUGAGAAACAAUGCUUUCUUCUUUUUCAGUGUUGAAAAACAUUAUCGUUUCGAGACAAUUCCUGCUAUGACACUGCCGGAAUUUCCCAGCACAYCUUUCGUUGCUACUAGUCUUACCUCGGUCACUCCAAAAAUGGCGGGGAUGCUGUCUACCGCAAACACCACAUCACUGAUCUCAACAGCAAUCAUGCACAACAACAUCGGGGUCGCCGUCCUCACGCCGUCUUCCAUGGUGAAGAAACGAUCCCCGUCAAAUUUGUCCGUCGAUUUGAAAAGGUUGUUGGCAAACUUUACGAUCGCAUUUUCGCUGAGGUCCUCAUCGUCGUCUUCUUCUUCUCCAACAAGAACCUUGAAMGAGCUGAACAGCAGAAUAGCAGCAAAUACGAGUAGCACCUCGUGGAUUUGGUUGAGGGCAACUGCUCCGGCUCCGAUCAUUGUUGCUCGCAUCACAAUGGAGCCGAUGAUGCCCCAAUUCAASACUCGGUUCUGGCACUCCAGUGGAACCUUGAAGUAUUCGAACAGAAGCAGGAACACAAGAAGGUUGUCGAUCGAUAAUGACUGCUCAAGGAGRUACCCGGCGUAGAAUUCACCGGAGGUCUCUGGUCCGGCUACAAAUAUCAACAGAAAUCCAUACCCAAUAGCAGCUCCUACCCAAUAUAGCGUCCGUCUAAUUGCUGUUUUGUACAGAUUUUGGUCGUCUUGUUCCACCCACAAACCGUUCGGUUUCAUSGUAGACGAAGUUGUUGCUGUUUCUUCUACGUCAGCUCCAUCGUGAAGGGAAGUACUGCUUCUCGAUGGAGGAAAAUGACUCGCAAUGUCUGUAAACUUGUCGGUCUGCAGAUUUAUUUCAAGAGAACCAUGUUGCCUUCGCUGCCGGUGUGGACAAUGUUGCAGUAGAUUGGUGGUCACCGGUGUCGACGGAACGUUUCGCACCCGAUUUGAUGGGACAAAAGCGUUUGCGAAAUGAGUUGUUCCUGCGUAUGAGACCACGAUAAGAAAUAUUCUGUAUAUUAUCGCUAUCAUCCUUCGUUGUUUCUUUUGUAUUACUUUGUAUAUUGUUUUGAUUUCCCUGCGUCGCCAACCCACGAUUGCGGAUAUGUAAGCUCCGGCACGUUCUCCUACUAACGAUAAAUCAAUGCGAUUCUCUAGA